CUGGCUGGGGCCGGCAUGGCGGGCAGCUGGACACUGGCGCUGGGCUUGGGGCUCUGCCUCGCCGCGCUGCGCCGGGGAGGCUGCCACCCCCCCGGCGUGGCCACAGCACCCCAAACCACAGCUGUGCUGCGGGACAAUUUCCGCCUGCAGCCGGGUGAUUUGGUGGCCACAGUGGGCCAAUCAUUGGAGCUGGAUUGUGUCCCCCCGUCGGGGCACCCUGAACCCCACGUCACCUGGAAGAAGGAUGGGGUGACCUUGGACUUGGCGGGUGACAGGUAUGUGGUCACCAACGGGAAGCUGCGGGUGGCACCGGCGCGACGGAGUGACUCCGGGGUCUACAUCUGUGUGGCGUCCAACGCGGCGGGCAAGAGGGAGAGCCGGGGUGCCCAUGUCUCCGUCCUGGAGAAGCCAACCAUCGUGCGGCACCCGAGCGAUGCCAUGGCGGUGGCCGGCAGCACCGUGGAGCUGGGCUGCAGUGCCCAAGGUGACCCAGUGCCGCGGGUGCAGUGGCACAAGGAACAUGGGGACCUGCCUUGGGGCAGGCACGAGGUGGAUGUGGAACACACUUUGCGCCUCUACGCCGUGACACCCGCCGAUGCCGGCACCUACGUGUGUACAGCACAGAGCCAGCUGGGCACUGCCGCCGCCACCACCCUCCUCCGCGUGGAGGACCGGCUGCCGACGGGCCGGCGGGAGGCUGCACCGUGGGACCUGCUGGCCGUGCGGCUGCACCUGGACAACGGCACCGCGCUGCUCACCGCCGCUGUCCGGCUCCGCUGGCGGAUGCUGGUGCCAGCGCCGGUGCCGGUGGGCUACAUGGUGCUGUACCGCUGCCUGCUCCCUGCCAGCUCCUCCUGGAUCCAACAUGACGCAGGCAGGGAGCUCAGCGCCAUCAUCCCUGCGCUCCGCAGGGGCUACAAGUAUGAGUUCAAGGUCCGACCCUACAUUGGAGGGACCCAGGGCUUGGACAGCAACAGCAGGCACCUCUGGAUACCCGAGGAAGUGCCAAGCGCGGCACCCCAGCACGUCACCCUGGGCCAGGCUGAGACGGGGAACGGCACCGUGGUUGUGAGCUGGGAGCCGCCUCCUCCUGAGGCCCACAAUGGCAUCAUCCAGGGCUACAAGGUCUGGUCCAUGGGUGAGGGCUGGCAACACCCCAUGAACAGGACAGUGGACGGAGGCACCCACUACCUGGAAACCCUCCUCCCAAGCCCUGGGGCCGAAUUCUGCGUCCAGGUGGCGGCUUUCAACAGCGCGGGACUGGGGGUCCCCAGCAAUGCCACCUGCAGCAUCCUGGGGCUGACAGCGGGGAGCACCAGGGUGGCCCGGGUGAUGCGGCAGCCCGUCGUCAUCGCAGCUGCCGGCUCAUUGCUCUGGUUGGCCUUGCUCGCCCUCCUCCUCCUCCUCUGCCAGCGCCGUGCCAGGCAGGAUGCUGCGGCUCGCCGCAGGCUGGUGGCUGGUGACUCACCGUGGCUCAGUGGUCCCUGGAAACCUGGCUGUGCACCCCAAAACCUCAGCAGCAGCAGCAGCCUCAGCAGCCGGCUCCUGGGCAGCGAUGGCAGGGACCCCCACCCCUCCACCCUGUCCUUGGAGCCACCAAGCCUCAGCCCUCCCACGCCCCCCACACGCAGCACCCUCCGUGGGGGGCACCCACUGCCCCCUGGGGACACGGGAUGCUGUGGUGGGGGGCACCCCGGAGUGUGCACCUCACCCAGCACCCCGAACCCAGCACCCUGGGAGCACAUCUGCAAGAGAGAGCUGCAUCAAGUGCACAGCACCCCGCUGCUCACGGGUGGCCCUGGCCACAUCCCUGUCACUGGAAGUGGAGGCGAGUGGGGGACGGAUUUUGGGCUGGCAGCUGGGUGGCCUCAGCAAAGGGGACAUGAUGGUGACACUGCCACUGUCAUGAUGGCUGGAGGGGACCGGCAGCAGCUGCCAGUCUUCAGCUCCCCAAAGCCGCGACGGGGCAGUGCCUCUCUGGCCUCCAGUGUCACCAGAUCACCAGCGACACCCCCAAGACCACCCCAUGCCUGGCACCCACCAGUGACCCGGUCCCCAGCCACUGUGUGCCCCAGGGACAUAUCCCCGGUCACCAGGCGCCCCAAGGACAUGUUCCCAGUCACUGGGAUCCCCAGGGACAUGUCUCCAGCCUCUCAGCACCCCAGGGACACAUCCCCGGUCACUGAGAGCCCCAGGGAUGCGUCACCAGUCACCAGGCAUCCCAGGGACAUGUCACAGGCCACCAGGCACUCCAAGGACCCAUCACCAGCCACCAGGCACCAAAGCGACACAGCCUUGGCCACCAAGCACCCUGAGGACACAUCCCUGGUCACCAGCUGCCCCAGGGACAUGUCUGUGGUCACCAGGCAAUCUAGGGAUGCAUCACCAGUGACCAAGUGCCAGAGGGACAUGUCACCAGCCACCAGGCACCCUGAUGACACGUCCCCAGCCAGUGGGAACACCUCUCCAGUCACCAGGCUCCCCAGGGAGAAGUCCCCAGCCACUGGGCACCAGAGGGACAAGUUCCUGGCCACCAGGUACUGCAAGGACGUGUCUCUGGCCACCAGGCACCCCAGGGACCUAUCACUGGUGACCAGGCACCCAAGGGACGUGUUCCUGUCCAGCAGGUACCCCGGAGACAUGUCACCAGUCACCAGGCAUCCCAUGGAUAAAUUUUCAGCCACUGCCCCCCCCAGGGACACAUCCCCAGGCACCAGGCACCCUGAGGAGAUGUCCCCAGUCCCCGGGCACUGCAGGAACAAGUUCUUGGGCACCAGAUACCCCAAGGACAUGUCCCCAUCCACCAGGUACUCCAGGGACGCAUCACCAGUGACCAGGCACCCAAGGGACACAUUUCUGGCCACCAGACACCCAAAGGACAUGUCACCAGUCACCAGGCAUCCCAAGGACACAUCCCCCACCACCAGGCACCCAAGGGACACAUCUCCUGGCACCAGGAACCCUGAGGAGAUGUCUCCAAUCCCUGGUCACCGCAAGGACACAUUCUUGGGCAGCAGGUACCCCAGGGACAUGUCCCUGGUCAGCAGGUACCACAAGGAUGUGUCCCAGGCCACCAGGUGCCCCAGGAACCAAUCACCAGUGACCAGGCACCCAAGAGAUAUGUUCCUUAUCACCAGGUAUCCUGAGGACACAUCACCGGACAUGAGGCAUCCCAAGGACACACCUCCAGCCACCAGGCACCCAAGGGACACAUCUCCAGGCACCAGGCACUCUGAAGAUAUGUCCCCAGUCACUGGUCACCAGAGGGACAUGUUCUUGGGCAACAGGUACCUCAAGGACAUGUCCCCAGCCACCAAGCACCCAAGGGACACAUCCCCGCUUCCCGGGCGCCUCUCGCCAGCAUUCAGUGAUGGGGUCCUCACGCAGCAGCGGGUGGCUGAGGAUCUGGAGAUGGACCAGAACACCACCUGCCCCAGCCCCCCAGCACCAACGACAUCACGGUCCUUCUCGCCACUGCACACAUAUGGCUAUAUCUAUGGGCCACCAGCCUCUGAGCUGGGGGAGGAGGAGGAGGAGGAGGAGGAAGAGCAGCCAGCAACACGGGGCUCGCCAGAGGGGUCCUUGCUGAACGGCUGGGGGUCUGUCUCAGAGGACAACUUCGCCAGCGCCCGCUGCAGCUUAGUGAGCUCCUGCGAUGGCUCCUUCCUCCUGGACGCCAGCUUCGCCCGGGCGCUGGCUGUGGCCGUUGAUGGCCUCUGCUUUGGCCUCGAGGACACCGAUGGAGCCUACGGGGGUCCCUCACCACCACCAUCACCCUUGGAGGGGGUCUUCUCACCUGGGGUCCCCAUCCCCCCCUGGGACUGGGGGACAGUGCUAGGGGUCCCACGGAGAGUGAGGACAGAGGCGGCCAUGGGCAUCCCACAGCAUGGUGGCCACAGGUCUGAGAGUGGCAGCCCCUGGGCCAGGGCAAGUGGCGAGCCAGGGACAGGAGGGACAGAAGCGUGGCGGUCCCCAGGGUGUAGGACACAGCAAAGCCAGAGUCCCCUUGGCUCGGCUAAAAUCCAGCUUUAUUAAGCGGUUCCCCAAAAAGGGGCUCUUUGCUAGCAAAAGCCACCCACAAAGGGUAGGUGGCACCAAGAUGGGCGGGUGUCCCUCCUUCUCCAGCUUCCUUGUCCUCCCCAAGUCUCCCCAUCCCUUCCCAGCGUCCUUCUUCCCCAGCAUCCUCGUCCCCCCAGCCAUCCUUGUCCAACCCAAACACUGUUGUCCAUUCCAAGUGUCCCUGUCCUUCCCCAGGGUCAUUGUCCCCUUGACCGUCCUCAUCCCCGCUGACUGUUCUCAUUCCUCCUGACUGUCCUCAUCCUUCCUCAGCAUCCCUGUCCCACCUCAACCACCCCUGGCCCUCCCAGCUGUCCUCAUCCCUCCUAAGCCACCUUGUCCCUCCUGAACAACCUUGUGCCCUUUCCGAGUGUCCUUAUUCCUCCUAAUCAUUCUCAUCCCUCCUGAGUAUCCUUAUCCUUCCUCAACUGUCCUCACCCCCCCAGUCUCCUCGUCCCUCCCUACCAUCCUCAUCCCCCUGUGACCAUCCUCCUCAUCCCUCCCUACUGUCCUUGUCCCUCCCAAGUAACCUUGUCUUUCCCAAGUGUCCUCUUCCCUGCAGUGAUCCUCAGCCCCUGGGCAUCCUCAUCCUUCUGCAGUGUCCUCAUCCCCCCCAACCUUCCUUGUCCCUCCCCCACAUCCUCAUCCCUCUGCAGUGUCCUUGUCCCUCCCAUGUAUGCUUGUCCCCACAAAUGUCAUCCCUUCCAAGCAUCCUCAUCCCUCCAGGCCACCCUUGGUCCUCCCCAGUGUCCUUGGCCCUCCCAAUUGUCCUUGUCCCAGGGUCCCUGUCCUGCCUAAGCACCCUCCUCAUGCCUCCCCAGCAUCCUUCCCCCUCCCCAGUGACUGUCCUUGUCCCUCCCCAGCAUCCUCAUCCCUCCCAAAUGUCCUUGUCCCCAGGAUCCUUGUCCUUCCCUGAGCAUCCUCCUCAUCCCUCCCCAGCAUCCUCAUCUGUCGCGACUGUCCCUGGUCUCCACAAGCAUCCUCAUCCUCCUUCAAGCAUCCUCGUCUCUCCCAAUUGUCCUUGUCUCCAGGCUCCUCACCCCUCCUGAGCAUCUUUGUCCCCCCCAAGGUGACUGUCCUUGUCCCACCACGAGCAUCCUUGUUCCCCCCUCACGCUGCUGCCCACGGGCUGCUGGCUCUGUGCAACCCUAUUUGGUGCCACUCAGAAAUUAAAAAGCAUCCCUCCCAUCCC
Messenger RNA from Falco peregrinus (peregrine falcon), 5248 nucleotides. RefSeq names its product roundabout guidance receptor 4 (gene ROBO4). The record is from RefSeq and is a predicted model, not a curated record. Gene Ontology annotation, molecular function: cell-cell adhesion mediator activity. Gene Ontology annotation, cellular component: plasma membrane; axon. Lineage: Eukaryota; Metazoa; Chordata; Aves; Falconiformes; Falconidae. Gene Ontology annotation, biological process: axon guidance; homophilic cell-cell adhesion; dendrite self-avoidance.